AAAUCAUCAUUAGUCUUGCGUUUUGUCAAAGGACAGUUCCACGAAUAUCAAGAGUCAACAAUCGGUGCAGCCUUCCUGACUCAAACGGUUUGCCUUGAUGAUGCCACAGUAAAAUUUGAAAUUUGGGAUACAGCUGGUCAAGAACGAUAUCACUCUCUCGCACCAAUGUACUAUAGAGGUGCACAGGCCGCAAUUGUUGUUUACGAUAUAACGAAUCAGGCAAGC
This is a messenger RNA of Ostertagia ostertagi, 225 nucleotides long. The record is from the annotation of a GenBank genome assembly. Lineage: Eukaryota; Metazoa; Nematoda; Chromadorea; Rhabditida; Trichostrongylidae.